UAAAUUUUUAAAAUCUUUAUAGCGCCAAUUCCUAAGCAACAAAAUCUCCUUCAAUCAAUCAUCUCCCUAAAACACCAACAUGCAAUCCCAAAUUAAUUCUUUCUUCAAGCCGCCGCCGCCGUCUUCUAUGUCAAGUGAGUGCUCGAAUUCACCUCCAGAGUUCUGCGAUGACAAGAACGAUGAAUUAGCUACCUGGGAGCAGACUCGGCACAUCUUUGUCAACACCUACACGAGCAGAGGUUCAAAUUUUGAAGGGAUUGACAAGAAAAAAGAACCAAGCAAUGAGAAACCGGAAAAUCCCAUUUCAGAUAAUAGGUUUUCGAGGGAAGAAUGCGGUUCAAGCGGGAGAAAUCUGAAUAAGAAGAGGAACUAUGCACAGUUCCAUUUGGAGUUAGGUCAAUCUAAUUUUCUUCUCCAUGGUUGUUCAACUUGUGGGCUCAAGUAUUCUCCUGGGGAUGAAGUUGAUGAAAAGAACCAUACCGUCUUUCAUAAGAAUUUCACUCUUGGUAUUCAAUUCAAGGGAUGGAGAAAUGAGAGGGUUGUUCUUAUGCCCAAUGGUGAACGUGGUCGAGUCAUUUUGGUUUUGGAUUAUGAUCCUGUUGCUCAGAGGAAUAAGGUGCUAGAGGUUGUAAAGAUGAUGGAGACUGAACUUGGUGAGGGCUGGAUUUUUCACAAGCAUUGCAAGGUAUACCUAUUCGUUUCCUCCCAACGAAUUGCUGGAUGUCUAGUUGCAGAACCGAUAAAGCAAGCUUUUGAAGUCCUCUCAUGUUUGGUCGGCGAAGGACGCGAUGGUGCAACUGCAAAGAAAGCGAGGUUAAGCUCAGGCGAACUUCAGUUUGGGGAAGUUGUUUUGCCGAGGGAAGUCAUAAAAAGAACACCUUCAGAGGUGUCACAUGAAAGCCGGAGCGGAGCAACUCUGUGUAGAAAGGAAGGGGUACGUGCCGUUUGCGGCAUAAGAGCAAUCUGGGUCACUCCUUCCAACAGAAGAAAAGGCAUUGCCACUCAAUUGUUGGAAGCAGUAAGGAAAAGCUUCUGUAGGGGACGUGCUAUUGAAAAAUCUGAGAUGGCAUUUUCUGAACCAAGUUCAGAUGGACAAGUUUUGGCGUCCAACUAUACAGGAACAACCUCUUUCUUGGUGUAUAAAACUAAUAAUUUUAUUAAAAACGUAAUUUCUUAG
Hibiscus syriacus is the source of this 1177-nucleotide messenger RNA. Its product is annotated as protein CHROMOSOME TRANSMISSION FIDELITY 7-like. Gene Ontology annotation, cellular component: chromatin; nucleus. NCBI's taxonomy places the organism in Eukaryota, Viridiplantae, Streptophyta, Magnoliopsida, Malvales, Malvaceae. The record is from RefSeq and is a predicted model, not a curated record. Gene Ontology annotation, biological process: mitotic sister chromatid cohesion. Gene Ontology annotation, molecular function: protein-lysine-acetyltransferase activity. The transcript has 6 exons. Bases 80 to 1177 code for a protein of 365 amino acids.